Molecule: messenger RNA, 5211 nt
Organism: Drosophila montana
Lineage: Eukaryota; Metazoa; Arthropoda; Insecta; Diptera; Drosophilidae
Gene: rn
Product: rotund
Exons: 9
Coding region: 339-3275 (978 amino acids)
Biological process (GO): regulation of transcription by RNA polymerase II
Cellular component (GO): PcG protein complex; chromatin; transcription regulator complex
Molecular function (GO): DNA-binding transcription factor activity, RNA polymerase II-specific; RNA polymerase II cis-regulatory region sequence-specific DNA binding
Source: RefSeq, a predicted model, not a curated record
AAACGAAGAAGUGCAGUCAAAACGAAUGUAUUGAAUCGUUUGUGAAUGAAUCGGCGGUCAAAAGUGAAUGAAUAUUGUGACGCCAUUUUGAGUACACUCAGAAUAACAAAAGUGCUAAUUGCCAAGCAUUUUGAUUGUGGACUGCUUCAAAGUGAAAGUCAAUCUAGAGUUGUCCCAUCCAGCAAUAAAAAAUAUCAAAUGAUUUACCAGAAGCGAAACGCGAUACAAAAGUGCUUGAAAAGACGAAUAAGUGGCAAAAAAAAUUAAAUAUUUUCAAAUACUAAAAGUGCUGAGUGCCAAAAGCAGUGUUGAGCAACGCCGCGGGUUGAUCUGUUUAAAUGAUUAUGCAUGGUACCUGGUACAAAGGACCACAGCUGGCGCAUCAUCCACACACCGACUACCAUCAGUUCCGAUCGUAUCCCUCGUUCGUUGUGACACCCUAUCACGAGGGACAUGCGGCCACGCCCUGCCCGCCCACGCCCUGUACACCGUGCAACAGCAGCCACAGCAACAGCAGCAGCAGCAACCAUGCCGCAACUGGACUUGGACUCAAUCUUGGACUUGGCCAGAGCACAGCCGAGGGGACGCCAAUAAUUGCUGCUGCAGCCGCUGCAGUUCCAGUUAACGGAACGGGAACGGUAACGGGAACGGGAACAGUGAGUGGAACGGGAACUGCAUCUGGGAGCACGCUGCUGAGUCCGGCCAUUAAAAUCGAGCAGGUUUUUGGCGAGGCAUCUGCCAACUCAUCGCUGGGCGCCGUUGUCGAGGAUUAUGCCCUGAACUUGGACUGUCCCGUGGAGCAUCAGUUUCGGAAACCCCAACACAGCAACAGCAACAACAGCAACAACAACAACAACGGCUACGCCUGGUCAACGAGCAACGGGCCGCAAAGCGAAGUCGUCAACAACAACAGCAACAACAACAAUCAACACAAUUCACACCAAACAGGCGCUACCGGACCUGGCUCAGGACUAUUGCCGGGCUCUGGUCCAGCGACGCCGCCAACGCCGCCCGUGGACGCCAGCCAAGCGACAGCCGCUGGAUCCGCAAUUAAUUUGAAUCAGCCCGCAACCCAGACGCGUACGAACUACGGCAAUUCCGUAAAAUCACCACCGGAAGCAGGCAACGCGCAGCCAACAGCAGCCGCUGCCACCUGCAGAACUCACGACAGCAGCAGCAGCAACAGCAACAACAACUGCAGCAACAACAACAGCACAACUGCUGCCGCUGUAGCCGCUGCCGCCGCUGCUGCCGCCGCUGUCAACAUGCCGAUCGGCGGCGUGCAGGGACAGAAUCCCACCCAGGGCCUGGUCCAUUGGAUGAGCGCCGUGAUGGCCGAGCACAUGACCGGGCAGACGCAUCACGAUCCCGGCGCUGCCGUUGGCAUGCACUACAUGUGGAACGGCAAUGUCGAUCAUGCCAAGGAAAUUAGCGAUUACAAUCUUUGGCCACCGACGCCGCGCAGCCAUCAGCAUGCCAGCGAGCAUCAUCCGAUGUCCCUGAAACAGGAAUACGAGGCCAAAAUGAAUGAUCACCACCAUCACAAUAAUCUGCAAAAAGGUCACUUUCUGGAUGACAACCGUCUGGAGCAUCAUGCGGCGGUCGCCGGACAAGGCAGCCUGGGACUUGGUAGCGGCGUCAAUGGCUCCGGCUCUGGCCCUGGCGGUGGCAACUCUGGCCUCGGCGGCGGCUCGCAUCAUGGCAAUCAUGUCUCCGCCGCCGCUGCGGCCGCGGCGCAUCAUCACAACAACGCGGUGGCAGCUGCAUCGGCGGCCGCGCUGCUUGUCGUCCCGCAGCCGAUCAAUGCCAGCAAAAUGGGCGGUCCCGGUGUGGGCGCUGGCGGUGGGCAUGGCCCCGCCGGCGGCAGUGGACGCAAGUAUCAAUGCAAAAUGUGCCCGCAGAUCUUUAGCUCAAAGGCGGACUUGCAGCUGCACACGCAGAUCCAUAUGCGUGAGGCGAAACCGUACAAGUGCACGCAAUGCUCAAAGGCGUUUGCCAACUCGUCGUAUCUGUCGCAGCACACCCGCAUCCAUUUGGGCAUUAAGCCGUAUCGCUGCGAGAUUUGCCAGCGCAAGUUCACGCAGCUGUCGCACCUGCAGCAGCACAUACGCACCCAUACGGGCGAUAAGCCGUACAAGUGCCGGCAUCCCGGCUGCCAGAAGGCCUUCUCGCAGCUGUCCAAUCUGCAGUCGCAUUCGCGCUGCCAUCAAACGGACAAGCCGUUCAAGUGCAACUCCUGCUACAAGUGCUUCUCGGAUGAGCCCUCGCUGCUGGAGCACAUACCCAAGCACAAGGAGUCGAAGCAUCUGAAGACGCACAUCUGUCAGUACUGUGGCAAGUCGUAUACCCAGGAGACCUACCUGACCAAGCACAUGCAGAAGCAUGCGGAGCGCACGGACAAGCGGCCGCCCAUUGCGCCGGGCAGCGCAGCAGCCGUUGCCGCUGCGGCCGCUGCUGCUGCUGCUGCCGGCGGGCAGACGAGCAAUGCAUCAACAGCGGCGGCCAGCAACACGCAGCAUCAGCGCAACAAUCUGGUGUUGCCACCCGUUUCAAUAGCGCCUAGCGACAACAGCUACUGGCCAAAGGUAAGUCCGGACUCUGCAGCUGCAGCCAAUGCCAUGGAGGUUAUGCAUCAGCAGCAGCAACAGCAGCAGCAGCAGCAGCAGCAACAACAGCAGCAACAACAGCAGCAGCAACAACAGCAGCAGCAACAACAGCAACAACAGCAGCAGCAGCCGCAUCACCAUCACACGCAACUGGGCGUGCCACCGCAGCAGCAGCAACAGCCGCAGCACCAUCACCCACAGCAGCAGCAACAGCAACCACCGCCCCAGCACAGCAUGGAGGCGCACUAUGCCCAACCGACAGCGCCCAACAGCAACCAGAGCAAUGGCCAUCCGCCGGAUCAGCUGCAGCCGCAUCAUCGCAUCAUGCCCGACCCUGUGCGCGAGGAUAUUGUAACCACGCCCAGCACUGUGGGGCCGUAUGAUGCGGCAUCCAUAACGAAAACCACCAGCAAUUCGGCCUUUACGCCGAUCAACUCGAUGCCGCCGCACCUGAACUCACUGAGCCACCAUCCGAUGGCGCAGCGUCCCUAUCUCUAUGAUGCCAUCAGUUUUCCCAAUAAGAAUGUCAACCAGAAUAAUGCCAAUGCCUUUCCCAAUCAGCUGAUCUCGCUGCAUCAGAUACGCAACUAUGCGCAUCAGCCGGCGGGCCUGAUGGCCGGGGAGCAUCUGCUCGGCGUAAGCGUCGGGCCUGGCAAGGAUAAAGGAUAGCUAACGUCGUAUUUUUAAGUUGGCCACGCCCCGUCUUCUUAAGUUCUUGUACUUAGCUGCAUAUUUGAUAUAGUAUAUACAUAUAUAUGUAUACAUAUAUCAGAUAUUUCGUUAACCGCCGAUUUGUAUGCAAUACGAGCUGAGGCCCGUUUAAUUAGUUUCUAUAAGGAGUGUCGCGCAUCCUGUACAGUAUUAAUUUGUAGUUAGUAACUCCUAGUGUGUACUAUGACUUAGGUUACAUAUAUAUAUACACACACACACACACACACAGUUCUUUUAAGUUAUAUUACGAUAAACAAAACUGUAAAUUGCCAAUUAUACGUAUUAAUUAUUCUAAUUUAACUACACCGUCCAAAUUAAUUUUAAAACUCAAUUACUGAUUGGACUUCCUGUGGGAACUAUGGCACUUUACUUUGUGCGUAUUUGCUGAAUUUAUAUAAAUAGAAUUGCUGUUUGGAGCUAUUUCAGAAUUUGGUUACAUAUUUUUAUCUGUCCGAUUCGUUUAGUUCCCUGGAGAGCGUCAUAAACUCAUAACAUGUAGUUUAACAUGUUGUUAAUGUCGAUUUCUCCCGCUGGUCUUCAUGUUAAGCUAUCAAGGUGGUUUAUUUACCUAGUAAAUAGUUGACAUAAAGAUUGCAUACUGCAAGCAAGUUCGAUUAGCGCUUUUCGUGUUCAUGUUAAGCUUACAAGAUGGUUUAUUUGGCUGGUAAAUAUUUGACAUGCAGUGUUACCACCUGGUAAACAAAAUAUUUACUGUGCUUGUAGAAACACAUAAAGAUUAACAGUUUAAUAUUAUGAACCGCCUGAUCAACUUUAUGUCAAAUUCAACGUUAGCCCCUUGGAUGUGUAACUAGCCUAUAAACCUUAAAGGUAGCUUUAUCAUUUCAAUACCCUUUCAAGAAUCCUUGUGAACUUUAGUUUAAACAUAUUUCAGUUCUCAGAGCUCUUGAAGUGCAUAUGUAAAUAUUUUUAAACGUCACAUUCUUAAGAUGUAGUUUUAUUCCAUGCGCAAAACAGAUCUCGCAGUAAUAUCUUAAAUCAAAUGGCAGCAUUGAAAUCAAAGCUAAUGUAAACUAUAAACUAUAAAAGUUAUGUACAUAUACAACUACUACGAUUAGUACUGGCAAAAGAUAAGUAAUCCAUUAUGUAUCUACGUGUAUCGUAUUGAAUACAAAAAUUUCUUAAAGAAAUUUUCAAAUUUUCAAAUAAAAACAGAAAAACACAGUUGGGAAUUAGAAUAUUGAUGUGUUUACAACCUAUUAAAGAAACUAUGCGAUAGCUUAAAGAAGUAAAAACAAACUAUUUUGAAUUAAGCCUAAGAGUUGAUACUAAAUAAUACUAAAUUUCGAAUGUUCAAAACCGCGAGAAAAAAAAAUACUGUUGAAAUAAAUAUUUUUGGUAAGACUGAAGUGAUCAAAAUUGAAAAAUCAAGAGCAAAAAUUUGAAUACAAAUUUAAAUAUAAAGUUUUUAUGGAAAACUAAAGUAUUAGCUAAGUGAACUCAACUAAAUGUGUCCUAAAAUUCAUACUAAAUGUCAGUAAUUAAUGAACUAACAAUUAUGCAUUACAUGACGAAAAACCAACAUAAACGCAGAUGAAAGAAAAUAAUUUAAACAAAUAGAAUAUAAUUCCGCAAAUCUCAAUGUAUAAAAACUAAACGCGAAAUAAUAAUAAUUAAUAACAGGAAACGGCAUAAAUAUUGAAUACUAAACUUAAGCAUAGCAAAUGGAAGCAGGCCACAAAGAAAGAUGCGUCAAAGGUUUAUGCGGACGGAAAAGUUUAGUACUUUACAAAAUAUAAGUAAAUAAAACUAAUUACAUAUAUAUAUAAUACACUUGUGUAAUUGCCAAGUAGUAGAUGUGUGUGUGUUUUAGUUAAUGUAAAUUCACAUUUAUUUCUAGCUCUUAAAUUAAACCAUAAUAAAGUGAAUUCAAUGU